This is a messenger RNA of Gavialis gangeticus (Gharial), 3979 nucleotides long. Its product is annotated as chloride transport protein 6-like. Gene Ontology annotation, molecular function: voltage-gated chloride channel activity. The transcript is spliced from 16 exons. Gene Ontology annotation, cellular component: membrane; intracellular membrane-bounded organelle. The record is from RefSeq and is a predicted model, not a curated record. Bases 1065 to 3539 code for a protein of 824 amino acids. Gene Ontology annotation, biological process: chloride transport; transmembrane transport. Lineage: Eukaryota; Metazoa; Chordata; Crocodylia; Gavialidae.
GUGUAAAAGCAGCUUGUGCUGGUGAAUUUGAAGCAGCUAUGAGCACUAGUUAAGUAAUUUGUAAUUAAGAGUGUGAUCAAACUGAAAACUCCCUAGAUUUGGGAAUGUUUAGAUCAAUUUAGGAAACCCAGAGGUUCCUGGCUAGAGGGUCUUGCUUUUCUGCUCAGGGUCACAUUGAUCAACAAAUUUGGGGUCAAGAGAGAAUUUUUCCCUCAUGUCAGAUUGGCACAGAUACUGUGAGGUUUUUCCUUCCUCUGUGUUUCGGCUCAUGGUCCUUUUUUUCUAGAUAUCUACUGAGCAUAUAUUAACCAGCAACUUUCCCGUUGUUGCAGUGCCAGGGCACUGGCAGUACUCUGCCUUUAUAGGAUACUCAUGGUGUUUCAUGUAUUAGGCUCUGUAGUAUGUGAUGUAAGUAGCAAUUUUGGAGAUUCCUUGGGUUAACGAUUCCCUAAGAAUGUAGGAAACUUAGUUGCUUGACCCCUUCCUGUCCUAUAUUUUAAAAAACUUAACCCUGUAGCAUACCUACUGUUUUAACAGAAGCAAUUUUCCUGGGGAAAAUAUAUAGACUGAGAGGUAAGUGUAGUGCUUCAAAUGCUCUGGCAUUCUAGUAUUCCUUUAUUUUUUUGUGAUCAUAUGUUGACCAGAACUCUUGUUUUUUGUCAACUACAUGUUACAAUUGACACUUGAUUUCCUGCCCCCUUCCUCCCCCACACACAUUUUAAGGAUUUUUCUUUCAUAUUACCUGCCCGUUCAUUAAGGAAAAGCUACAGUUAUUGCUGUCGCAUACCAACCCACAAUUUGAAAGCCCUUUGUACUUUUGGUGACUUCUUCACCAACAAGAUCUAGUUCAGACAGGCUCUCGGUGCUACAAACAUGCUAGACCUAGGCAGUGCCACAGCUAAUCAAACCCACAACACAUGUUAACUAGUCCCAGCUGCCCAGGGAAAGUACACCAUCCUGGUGUAUUUUUCCACCUCUAACUUUCAGAGAGAAGCAAGGCAACUGAUGUCUUCAGCCUCUGGUAGUUCUUGUUACUAUCCCAAAGACUCCUGGAGCUUGGGAGCAUGUCAUCACUCCUUUUCUGGAAGAGACAUUUGGCUAAUAGUGAAGAGCAGAUGUUCUUGGCAGAAGAUGGGCCUGAUUUGAUUCAUUCUCUGGACAGGCGUUGUAACAUUAAUGCUGGUGGCUCAGCAAACUAUAAAUGUGGAGAGGAAAAGAGGGGGAAGAAUGAAUGUCUAGCAACUUAUGAGAGCUUGGAUUAUUUACCUUCACACAGUGAAGCUUACAAGAAGUGGCUACAGGAGAAAGCAUACAGAACUGACUGGGAUCGAUGGCUGUUGAUGGGGCUAAUUGGAAUAGGAGUGGGAAUGCUGGGAUUUCUGACUCAUCAGAUAAUUGACUGUCUCAUCAAAUUGAAAUGGAAACUGGUAGAAAAUUACCUUCAGAAUGGAAACUUUCACAUGACCUGGAUUUGCAUACUUGGAUCUGGACUGGCCAUGAUUGUUGUAUCUUCAGGAUUUGUGGUGUUCUUUUGCCCAGCAGGUGUACCAUGUGGACUACCAGAAGUCAUUGGGUUUCUGAAUGGGGCUUCUAUCCAACAUAUUUUUAAUAUCAAGACUUUUCUGGGAACAUUUGUGUCUUGUGUGUUAGCUGUGGCAUCUGGACUCUUUUGUGGACCAGAGGGCCCUAUGAUUCAUUUGGGUGCAAUAAUAGGUUGCGGUCUGAGCCAGUUGAAGUCAGAUACUCUGGGAAUUCAUCUCCCCUUCUUCACAAGGUUUCAGAAUUCAGCUGAUAAGAGGAAUUUCAUUACGGCCGGUGCAGGAGCAGGGAUAGCUUCAGUGUUUCGUGCUCCAGUGGGUGGCCUCUUGUUCACACUAGAAGAAGUGGCUUCGUUCUGGGACAUCAGACUGGCCUGGCAAACCUUCUUCUGUUGUCUGAUGGCCACAUUCACUACGGAUUUACUCUCCUCUUCCCUUGAUGGAUUUGUUUACAGAGGUCAUUUUGGAUUUUUUGAAGCAGAGAAAGGAAUUUUAUUCUGGGUUAAGAAUUUACUGGAUUUGAGCAUCUUGGCCUUCAUUCCAACCAUUUUCUUAGGCAUCCUUGGAGGCCUGUUAGGAGCGCUUUUUGUUUCCCUAAAUAUAAAGAUAAAUAAACUACGCAUGCGAUUUUUUAGCUCAAUUUCCAAAUUGUUCCUCAGAAAAACAAGCAAGCUGUUGGAUUCAAUGAUGAUUCUUGUAUGUACAGUCACCAUUACAGUCUAUUUGCCGUACUUCUUUCCUUGCACUCCAGUUAGGACCCUGAGAACGUCUCAGCUGAAAAACAAUACAGAAAUCACAAAACAAUUCAAGAGGGAAAUUGCAGAAUAUACUUGUACACCUGCCACACCAUGGAUUGGGCCAGAUGGAGUCAAAUAUUACAAUCAAACUUUUAACCAAGCUGCUGCACUCCUAGCUGAGAAUGGGAGGAGAGGAAUUGCGUACCUGUUCAGACGUGGGACUCAUGAAGAGUUUGGAUACACCUCUCUCUUCACAGCUGUGGCAUUUUAUUUCCUUCUCUCCUGCUGGACUGCAGGUUCUGCUGUUGCUAGUGGCUUGGUCAUACCCAUGCUGUACACAGGAGCUUUAUACGGCAGGAUAGUUGGCCUGAUCCUUGUAUCCAUUUCUGGUGUUCAGACUAAUGGAUAUGGGGCAUGGAUUGACCCAGGACUCUUUGCUGCAAUUGGAGCUGCCUCUUUUGUAAGCGGUGUGUCAAGACUAACAGUCUCCCUCACAGUUAUCAUGAUAGAGAUCACAAAUGAUGUGCAGUCCCUGUUGCUCGUGAUGGUGGCUGUCAUGGUGGCCAAGAUGAUCGGUGACUGGUUUAACCUGCCCUUGUACAGUUCCUUACUGAAGCUGAAAUGCAUUCCCUAUUUAGACUCGGAACCUAUUGCUAGCCAGAGGAAAAAAUGGUUAAACCUGGAAUUAUUCUCUGCCAGAGAUGUCAUGGAGCCUUGUGUCAGAGUCCUUCACUUAAAAGAAAAAAUUGUUUCAUUGGCUCAGCUCCUUGCUAACACCAGCCAUGGUGGAUUCCCAGUGGUUUACAAAUCUGAGCCAGACCAAGCAGAGGUGUUCCUGGGAACGAUUACAAGGUUAGAGCUGUGCAUGCUGCUGGAAAAUGAACCCAUCUUUGAAACUGAGACUAAUGAGGACACUUUUUCCUGUGAUCUGCUUCUCUCCUACCAAAAGAUAACAGUGGAGAAGUUGCCUGAUCCAUCCCGGACAGCCAUGCUGCUGAAUCACUACAGUGCAGAUCCUCGGUAUCAGCGACUCUUCAUCAAUCUGGAGCCAUACAUAAACAAAUCAGCGGUGUCAGUUCAGGCUCAUUUCUCGCUGCAGCGCACAUACAUCAUUUUUCGGACCCUGGGGCUUCGCCACCUGACAGUUGUUGACCUCCAGAACCGAGUUGUUGGGAUAAUCACCAGGAAAGAUCUGAUGCCUUUCCAGCUGGAGGAGAGGUUAGGCCUCCAGCUGGCAUCACAAAGACUUGACUUGGAUGAGUAGCCGUUAGAGUUAGGGAAAGAGAACAACCCAUGAGAGUGGUGUUUCUUAAGUUUUCCACUUCAAUUUCCUUUCAUGUAUAGAUGGAGAGGGGAGGAGGUAUCCCAUAUAUUCACCUGUCUUUGAAGAGCUCUGCUCUUGACUACAUUUCUUUCCAUGUUUGUAGCUAUUAGAACAGAUUCUCUUUCUUUACGCCCACCUGGAAUAAUUAAAUUUGCUGUGAAAGUAAGACACAGAAUAAAUUUACUCAAUAGUGAAACAGCUUAAUAAAUUUUGGAUGUAGUUAUUUUGUAUAUUACAGCUUAUUUGGAAAGGUUCUCAGAACACAAUAUAGAAGGUGGCCUUAUUUCUUCUUUGUUACUUGGUUUCAAAUGGUACGUGGUUCACAUUUUGUUCUGCUGCAUAACAAUUUCCCACAGAACUGCAUAUUAAAACUUGUAAUU